This is a messenger RNA of Bipolaris zeicola 26-R-13, 1656 nucleotides long. RefSeq lists its product as uncharacterized. Gene Ontology annotation, molecular function: protein binding. The transcript has 4 exons. The record is from RefSeq and is a predicted model, not a curated record. Bases 1 to 1656 code for a protein of 551 amino acids. NCBI's taxonomy places the organism in Eukaryota, Fungi, Ascomycota, Dothideomycetes, Pleosporales, Pleosporaceae.
AUGGCUGAAGUCGCUACGCCUCACAAGACUCCUAAAUGGGCGAUAAGAAAACGCAGAACGCAAGCACCAGCGAUAGUUUUCAAGUGCAAUGACUUGAAAGCCUUUACAGUUGGUCCCUUUCCUACUUGCCAAAGCGUGCACACUCAUGGGUCUAACCGGGCACCCGAAGGAUAUCCCAAUAGCCGGCUUUCACAUUGCGACAAGCUACAACAAGAUAUUGCCGAAGAGCUUGAGUUGGGAUUUGAAUUGGAUAGAGAGGCUGGUAUGUGGAGAACAAUUGGGGCCGAUAUCGAAGACCUUGAAACAGAAGAGGUCCUUGAGGAAUCAGCGAAAGGACCUAUUCAAGGUCAUCCCAGUGAAGAGCAUCUUCUGGAGCCACUGAAUCGCUUGGCACUUGGCGAGGAAGCAUACACGUGGUUUAUAUCCCACUGUGUCACCGGUGAUAUCGAACAAGCUGCACUUUGCUUAGAGAGCACGGAUUCAGCCGAGAUAUUUCUUCACAGAAAGGACUCUGACGGAAACACUGCGCUAGCUCUAGUCUGCAUGGACGGUCACUAUGAUGUGGUCAAAUUUCUAGUGGAACAAGGAUCGCUGAUUGACUCCAAGAACAAGAGUGGAGAGACCCCAUUGAUCAUUUCACUGCGAUACGGUCGGACUGAGGUCGCAACGUACCUCGCCUCGCAUGGUGCCUCAAUCUCGAGUUGUGACGGAGGUGGAGCUAGCGUACUCUCUCACGCCAAAGAACUUAUAGAGAAGCUAGAAGCUACCAGGAUAUACUGUCAUACGCCAUCCUUUCCAAACCGUAGCUUGCCUGCAAAAUCAGAAGUUAUCAAGGACACCGAUGGAAACGUCCUGCUAAGAUAUCACGAAGAUCCGAACACUUCUGUCGGUAUAAGGUAUCGGGAGCAUCAGGAGAAAAUCGAUCGCGUACAGAUCAUAAUUAAUGCUUGCAUCGUACACGAAGCUACACAGAAACGCAUAAGGAAACAUAAGCAGAACCGUGCGCGAAAAUUCAAUGCAUCAAAGGUCUCCAUUUCCCGGUCUGUAGUCCAGACAAUGGUGACUGUAUUCCGUGAUGCAUACCAAAUCCCAAUGGCCGACAAGAGAAAAACUUUUGGAUAUCUUGAGUGUGGAGAAACAUACAACCUUGUAUUUGCAGUCAGCGGUUGGAGUGGAGGGGAGUUUGCAGAUAUCGAUGGGUGUGUUGAUCGAGAACUCUGGACGAAGAGAGUAUUUGAAUUCAGCAGAAUCGUGGGCCACAACCUCAAACACCAUGAAUACGAUCAUCUUGGUCGGAAGGGUAGCUUUUAUGCAUGUCAUGCUGAGAAGCAGCUAAUGGCGUUCAGUUUGUGGCACUAUACUUCUUUGCAAGAAAAGCCAGCACGGCAAGCUCCCGAAGCAGAGUACGCAAGAAUGUCUUCAUCAUUCGGUUGUCGGCUCGAGGCUAAGGAUUAUUGGCCGCAUUUUCAGGAUGCCGGAGCUCUCAACGCCUGGGUGAUCGACUCAGAUGGGGAUGUCGAACGAGCUCGAUCUCAAGCAGCGUUUCAGUUGUGGCGGGGAAAAUACCCAAGCAUCGAACUUCCGGGAAUAAUAGAUGAGCAGCACGUGCAGGGCAUGAGCAGCUUUCUCCCGGAGCACUGUAAAUGUACCUACUAA